Emiliania huxleyi CCMP1516 is the source of this 773-nucleotide messenger RNA. RefSeq lists its product as hypothetical. The transcript is spliced from 3 exons. The annotation marks the transcript as partial. NCBI's taxonomy places the organism in Eukaryota, Haptophyta, Isochrysidales, Noelaerhabdaceae. The record is from RefSeq and is a predicted model, not a curated record.
ACUGCGGUCAUCAUCCUGUACCUCGACCGCGGCUCCAAGCUGGACAUGGACCUCGCCAAGCGGUUCGGUCGCACCAUCGGCGCGCACUACCCGGGCCGCGCGCACAAGGCGCUCAUCUACCCGGGCACGCCUCUCGCGUCGCGGCUCUGGGCGGUGGCCAAGCUCUUCUUCUCGUCGGAGGUGCGCGAGAUGGUGCUCCUCGUCAAGGAGAAGAGGGAGGGGAGGGCCACAUUCGCAACCUACCUGCCCGAGGAGACGCUCGCGCUGCUCGGUAUCGAUGCUUGGCAUAACGCGCCGUGGGCCGCGCCAGAGGCAGUGCCGCUGCCGGCGGGCAGGCAAGCCGUCGACGCCACCGCCACCGCCACCGCCACCGCCACCGCCAUCGUCGACGCCACCGACCCCGGGCGAGAGCCGCGGCCGCUGGCGAGUGCCGCUGCCGGCGCUAGCGAGAGCCCCGGCGAGCGGCAGCCGGUAGGGCCGGAAGGGGCGGAGGCGGCGGAGGAGGCUGCGGCGGCGGUGGCCGGCGGCGAGGAAGGGACUGCCACCAGCGGUGCCUGCCCGAGGGUGUCUCUCCAGUCCCCCGACUCGCCCGACGCGCCGCCGCCGGCCGAGAUCAGCUGUGUCGUGGCGCAGGGUGCGCUCGAGGGCGCGGCGAGCGCGGCAGGGCAGCGUGGAGGAGGGCAGCGUGGAGGAGGGCAGCGUGGAGAGGAGGCUUCUUCUCUCGGCUGGCGGUGCGACAUCACCGGCGCGCACUUCGCGACCUUCGAGGAGGC